CGGCCUCCUUCUCCUCGUCCGACUCGCUCCGCCUACCCCACAUCGCUCCAUCCACCACCCUUGCUUGGCACGCCAGUCAAAAGGAAAGCACGUCUGCAGGCUGCCCGAUCCUCUCUCCGCACCCCCAGUUGCGCGCUCAGACUGGCGCCCAAGCAAGGCCUCUCUCUUUUCCCCCCCUCCACACCGCGCCGCCCAUGUCGGCCGCUCCCUCGGCCAGCUCCUCGCGGCCGCGCUCGGGCUCGGCAAGCAAGCCCAAGCCGCCCAAGUACCCCUUCUACCUCGGCGGCGUGGCCGCCUGCUUUGCCUCGUUUGCGACGCACCCGCUCGACUGCAUCAAGAACCGCAUGCAGACGAGCCGCACGAAGCAGGGCAUGUGGGGCGCCCUCACCGACACGGCGCGCAACGAGGGCAUGGGCGGCCUCUAUGCGGGCCUGACGGCAAGUCUGCUGCGACAGAUGACGUACAGCGUGGUCAGGUUCGGCGCGUACGACUCGCUCAAGGCGCAGAUCCGGACAGAAGACGACGGCCCGCCCUCCAAGCCACUGCCGGCGUGGAAGCUGGCUGCGUGCGCCUCCGUCGCGGGCGCGGCGGGCGGCAUCGCGGGCAACCCUGCCGACAUCAUCCUCGUGCGCAUGACCUCGGAUAUGAACCGUGCACCAGAGAAGCGCUUCAACUACCGGCAUGCGCUGCACGGCGUGUACCGCAUGGUUUCCGACGAGGGCUUCUCGGCGCUCUUCCGCGGCAUCACGCCCAACGUGGCGCGCGCCGUGCUCAUGAAUGCCAGCCAGCUGGCGACGUACGACUUCUUCAAGCACUCGCUGCUGCACACGGGCUUCUACGAGGAGGGCACCUGGCUGCACUUUAGCGCCAGCUUCCUCGCUGGCACGGUUGCCACGACGGUGUGCAGUCCUGCCGACGUCAUCAAGGCACGCGUCAUGUCGGGCAACGGCGCGAGCGGCGGCACGAUUGCCAAGCUGCAAAAGGCGGUGCGCACAGAAGGCAUCGGCUUCCUCUUCCGCGGCUGGACGCCGGCAUGGGUGCGCCUCUCGCCGAAUACCAUCCUCAUCUUCAUCACGCUCGAGAAGCUGCGUCUGCUCAUCGACGUGGCGCGCGAGAAGCAGGGCCUGCCCUCGGCGCGCAACCCACAUCCCGUCGCCGACGUGGCCGACACCGAGAAGCGCUCCUAGUCUUUUCUCGCCUCAAUCCUCACUGCACCCGCCGGCCCCUGCACGUUGAUACUACACAGCGCCAGAACCUCCGCAUCGGCUCCGCCAAGCUGUUCGGGGCAUGCCCUGACGUCCAGUCUGCACUGCCUUCCCCUCUACCCCACCUUGAUCUCACCUCCUUCACUGCUGUCUACACCCACGAUGACCUCUCUCGCCGCGACCAUUCGCUCCUUCUCGCUUGCACUUCCUUGCCAGGGCACAUGCACGUCACUCGAAACGCCUCUUCUCUCGAUCUCGAUCUCUUGCACUAGAAAUACAUUGCCUCGCCU
Molecule: messenger RNA, 1495 nt
Organism: Tilletiopsis washingtonensis
Lineage: Eukaryota; Fungi; Basidiomycota; Exobasidiomycetes; Entylomatales
Product: putative DIC1-mitochondrial dicarboxylate carrier protein
Exons: 6
Coding region: 195-1187 (330 amino acids)
Biological process (GO): oxaloacetate transport; thiosulfate transport; succinate transmembrane transport
Molecular function (GO): succinate transmembrane transporter activity; malate transmembrane transporter activity; oxaloacetate transmembrane transporter activity
Source: RefSeq, a predicted model, not a curated record